Messenger RNA from Oldenlandia corymbosa var. corymbosa, 1670 nucleotides. NCBI's taxonomy places the organism in Eukaryota, Viridiplantae, Streptophyta, Magnoliopsida, Gentianales, Rubiaceae. The record is from the annotation of a GenBank genome assembly.
UAUAAGAGAUUAAUAAUAAUUGGAGAAUAUAAUAAAAACAAAAAAAAAAUAAUAAUAAGAAGAUAAAAUAGAGCCACAUCAUCAAGGGUGAGAAUUGGCGGUUGAGAGUGUUCCUCUUUCCCUCCAGUAAAGUGUUAAGAUUGAUGAUGAUGAAGAAGAAGAAGAUUAACGUUACCGCAAUAAAAUUUAGUCUGAAAUGGCACUGACAUCAUCAUCCGCCGCCGCAGUCGGAGGAGGAAGAUGGACUCAUCAAUUGGUUUACUGUUCUAAUUGCACCCAUUUGUCGAAUUUCCCCUUGAGUCCACCCAUCACUACUACCUCUACUAAACCCCUUAUUAUUAACACUUCAACCUUGUUCAGUCCCCUUGAAGAUAAAAGCCGACUCAGACUCAGGCCUAUUUGCAAAGCAGCGGAUACUCCUACUCAGUCCACCAUUUCCGACAAGUCUAUCGUCUCCGAUGAUGAGUUUUCUCUUGCCAAGGUAUCCUUUGGUGUCAUUGGGCUUGGUGUUGGGGUUUCACUCCUCUCGUAUGGUUUUGGCGCAUACUUCAACAUCCUUCCGGGAUCUGAAUGGUCCGCAAUAAUGCUCACCUAUGGGUUUCCACUUGCUAUCAUUGGAAUGGCCCUCAAGUAUGCAGAGCUCAAACCUGUCCCCUGCUUGACCUAUACAGAUGCUCAACAGCUGAGGGAGAAAUGUGCCACUCCCAUCCUUAAGCAGGUUAGGAAUGAUGUCAUCCGAUACCGAUAUGGAGAUGAACAACAUUUAGAUGAGGCAUUGAAAAGGAUUUUUCAAUACGGCCAGGGAGGAGGAAUUCCAAGGAGGAGUGCUCCAGUUCUACAAAAGAUCCGUGAAGAAGUUACUGAUGAUGGUAAAUACUGUUUGGUAUUGAUAUUUGAAGCUAAAGCACUGCAAUUAUCUGAUUUUGAACAGAGACAGGUGAGUGCUGAUUCUUUUUUUAGUUUCCAGAGUGGAAUCUUCUUUUUUCUGUUGUUGAUGAAUUAUAAUGUGGUUCACCAUCAGAUAAGAUUCACUCCCAUUUCUUCUUACCUCUUUAUUAAUAUCAUGGGCGGGUGUCAAAGUCCAAGCUUUCUAAUUCUACAUCACCCUUGUAACUGUAGGCAAAAUUUGCAUCAUUUUUCGGACCUGGUAUCACUGCAGAAGUUGGUAAGUUCUUAUAAUUUGUCAAUAUACUGUAGACGGAGGCCUGGUUUGCAUUGAGAUAAUUCAUUGUGAGUUGUGGCGUUCACUUUUUUUCUUCUUUUUCUGCAGUGAAGGGAGAAGAAAAGGACUUGUACGAGGUUCGACUUAUUUCAAACACUAUACUGUAGACAGAGGCUUUACAGGCACUCCAUAGACCUGUGGACCCUUAUUUACUGCUCGAACUGGCUUCUGGCUUAUAAUUUGGCAUACAGAUAAUUUGUUAGAUCAUCUGCUUAGAGAAGUAGACGUAUAUAUGUAUAUUUAAUGCUUCCCAUGUAAGAUCCGAAUGCAAUACAAAAGCGCAUUCUUCCGCUUUUAUGUUUUUCUGAACUUAUCUUUUCUCAUUUCUGAUUCCAAGAUUAUUGCUCAUUUUUUUCAAACCUAUAAUGUUGCUGAAACAGCAGAAGUGUACUAUUGUUAAACACGUUAGAUUCAUUAGUGAGGUAUCUAUAAAAUCUCAUACCAUCAG